GUUGGAUUUUAAAGAUAAUUUAAUAACAAUUAUUAUGAUUAUAAUGUUACACGAGUUUCAGCUAAUUUAAAUGUAAAUAUUAUUAUUUUUAAUUAUUAAUAAUUGUUGUUAUAAUUGUUGUUAUUGGAUAUUUUUAUUUUAUUGCUUAAUAGUAAUGUUAAAUUCAUGCGUAUUAAAAAAAAUAUGAUAUCAAUAGAUUGAGAGUGAUAACUGCGAUAAGAAAAAAAAUGCUCAAAUGAUGAAUCAGUUACCUAGAUAUUUAAUCAUAACAACCGGAAAAGAAUUAUUCAUAUUAAUAUGAGUAUUGUUGAAAUAAUAGCAGAUUAAAAAUUGACAAGAUUUAAUUUAUUUAUUCAUUUUGCAAGUCAGUUAAUAGUCUUACUGUUGAUACGUGAAUAAUCCUUGUAUUAUAAUAAUCAAGUUUAUUACAUUAAAUUUAUCAAACUGUUAAAAUAUUAGUAUAUAAAGACGAGUCAUCAUUAAACAAUAAUUUAAUAUUGUUUAACGUUGCUUAGAACAGAGAACUGAUAAGGUGAAGAGUUUAAAAACUAGAGAACUUGGAAUUGUGAAAUUAUAAUUCGUUUACUCGUUGACUUGAGUACAACUCGCAAUAUCAAGAUGCGUGGUUUGACAUUUAUUUUAGCAGCAGUAUUAGCACUUGGAAGUGUUUCAGCAUCUCAAAAAAGAAUUGUCUGUUACGUUGGCACAUGGGCAGUAUAUAGACCUGGUGAUGGAAAAUUUGACAUUGAUCAUAUUGAUCCAUAUCUUUGUACUCAUGUGAUAUACUCAUUUGUUGGUUUGAGUGGUAACAAAGUUACACUUCUUGAUUCAUGGCGAGAUCUACCAGAUGGUGGUGGUUUAGAUGGAUUUAAAAAAAUAAAUGCACUACGUCAAGUAAACCCUAGCCUCAAGACCCUGGUUGCCAUUGGUGGAUGGAAUCAAAGAUCUGAAAAAUAUUCAACAAUGUCAAGUACUGCUGAAUCACGUGAAGAAUUUGCUAAUGAUGCUGUUGCAUUUGUUAAAAAAUAUGGCUUUGAUGGUUUUGAUAUUGAUUGGGAAUAUCCAGCAAAUGCAGCACAAGGUGGUGUUCCAGCUGAUUACGUUAAUUAUGUUGAAUUGCUUAAAAUAGUAAAAGCUAAAUUUGAAAAAGAAGGUCUUAUUUUAAGUGCUGCUGUUGCUGCUGCUGAAUCAACAGCAUCACAAUCAUAUAAUAUUUUAGAAAUGAGCAAAUAUCUUGAUUUUAUCAAUAUCAUGGCAUAUGAUUUUUAUGGUUCAUUUAGUUCUGGACUUGGAAUGAAUGCUGCUUUAAAACCAGGUGAUAGUGAUACUGGCAAUCAUCGUCAAUUGAAUAUUGAUGCUUGUGUUAAUUACUGGAUAAAAUCAGGAGCUCCAAAAGAAAAAUUAAAUCUUGGAAUUCCAUUUUAUGGUAGAGCAUUUACAUUGAGUAAUCCAAGUAGCAAUAGCAUUGGAUCAUCAUUUUCUGGUGCUGGUGCAGCUGGACCAUAUACUCGUGAAGCUGGUAUGCUUGGUUACAAUGAAAUUUGUGAAAUGCAUUUAAAAGAACAAUGGGAUAUUCAUUAUGAUGAACAACGAUGUGUACCAUAUGCCCAAAAAGGAAAUCAGUGGAUCAGCUUCGAUAACAUUGACUCAAUAACACAAAAAGUCAAAUUUAUCAUUGAAUUGGAUCUUGGUGGUGCUAUGGUUUGGAGUUUAGAGACAGAUGAUUUUAGAGGUAAAUGUGGUAAAAAAUAUCCACUAUUAAAUACAUUGCAUGAAGUAUUAAGUGGAAAUGAACCAACUAAACCAGUAAUAACAACACAAAAACCAACAUCAACAACUGCUCAACCAUCAGUGACAACAACAACAGCUGCACCAACACACCCAUGGACAGAUAAACCAAGUGGAUCAUUUGUUUGUCCUGGUCUUGGAAAUUUUGCUGAUCCAGAAUCUUGUAAUUUUUAUCAAUGUGUUCAUGCUGCAAAUGGUGGAUACACUGCUAUCAAGACACAAUGUCCAAGUGGAUUAUGCUGGAACUCUGAAAAAAAUUAUUGUGAUUGGGUUUAAAAUUUAAUUUUAUAAAUUAAUAUUUCAUUUACAACAAAAUGCAAAGUACUCGAAUUUUCGUGUUAUUAUUACGUAAAAUUUUCAUGGCUCAUUGUUUCAAUUAAAAUGUACAAAAAAUAAAAUAAAAAAUAAUUAAUAAAAUAAAGUUGUAUUUUUUAA
Messenger RNA from Aphidius gifuensis, 2223 nucleotides. RefSeq names its product chitinase-3-like protein 1. Gene Ontology annotation, molecular function: chitinase activity; chitin binding. Gene Ontology annotation, cellular component: extracellular region. Gene Ontology annotation, biological process: carbohydrate metabolic process; chitin catabolic process. The record is from RefSeq and is a predicted model, not a curated record. NCBI's taxonomy places the organism in Eukaryota, Metazoa, Arthropoda, Insecta, Hymenoptera, Braconidae. The transcript has 5 exons. Bases 619 to 2064 code for a protein of 481 amino acids.